Molecule: messenger RNA, 2280 nt
Organism: Cololabis saira (Pacific saury)
Lineage: Eukaryota; Metazoa; Chordata; Actinopteri; Beloniformes; Belonidae
Gene: pex12
Product: peroxisomal biogenesis factor 12
Exons: 4
Coding region: 158-1216 (352 amino acids)
Biological process (GO): protein monoubiquitination; protein import into peroxisome matrix
Cellular component (GO): peroxisomal importomer complex; peroxisomal membrane
Molecular function (GO): protein binding; zinc ion binding; ubiquitin-protein transferase activity
Source: RefSeq, a predicted model, not a curated record
AGAAGGAGAACAAGGCAAUGUUGACACAUGUGAACUAUUAUGGAGUAGUUAUGAUGUUUCUGGUCCAGAACCAGUACCAGCUUUGCAGUAAUGUCUCCCCCUCCUGCUGAACCUCCUCACCACUAAAAGCUCAGCAGGUAACAGUUGUGCAGCAGCGAUGGCGGAGGCCGGGGCCCAUCUCACCUCCACCGCCAACCAGCAGCCGUCCAUCUUUGAAGUUCUGGCGCAGGAGUCGCUGAUGGAGGCGGUCCGGCCCGCGCUGAGACACGCCGUCAAGGUUUUGGGUGAAUCCAACCCGUCCCGCUUGGGUUUCCUGUGGAGAAGUUUUGAUGAGCUGUACCUGCUGCUGGACCUGCUCCUGCAGAACCACUUCCUCAGCUCCUGCAGCGCCUCCUUCUCCGAGAACUUCUACGGCCUGAAGAGAGUUCCCGGCGGGCGGGGACUCCACGGUGGCCGGUGGCUGCACAGGAAGUCCCGCUGGCGCUCUCUCCUCCUGCUGUGCCUGCUGCCGUACCUGCGGGCCAAGCUGGAGGGCUCGCUGGCCCGCCAGCGGGACGAGGAAGACUUCUCCAUCCGGCUGGCCCGGUCCCGGAGCCAGCGGCUGUACCGGGCCGCCGUGACGGCCUACCCCUACGUCAGCUCGGCCUGGCAGGCCUGGGUGUUCCUCCAGCAGCUGCUCUUCGUGUUCGGGGCCACCAGGACCCACAGUCCUCUGCUGUGGCUGGCCGGAGCCAGACUGGCCCGGCUCAGCGCCCAGGACAUCCUGGACCUGGAGCAGAAGCCCGGCAGCAGCGGCUGCCCCGCCCACGGGAGUCUGGGCCGGAGAACGUGGUGGCUGCUGUCCCGGGCGGCCAGCGGCGCCGCCGUCUCCCUGUCCACCUCCCUGUCUCUGGGCGUCUUCUUCCUGCAGUUCCUGGAGUGGUGGUACUCCUCGGACAACCAGAGCGCCGUGAAGGCGCUUACGUCCCUGCCGUCCCCGCCGCCGCCCCUGCACCUGCAGCAGAACGGAGACGCAGACGGCCGGCCGAGCGCUGACCACAAGUGCUGUCCGCUGUGCCGGAAGCAGCGCAGCAACGCCACGGUGCUGUCCACCUCCGGCUUCGUCUUCUGCUACCGCUGCAUCUACACGUACGUGAAGGCCAGCCGCUGCUGCCCCGUCACCGGGUUCCCCAGCGAGCUGCAGCACCUCAUCAAGAUCUACUGUCCAGAGAGUUAGAGACGCUGGGGGUCAAGCCCGGCCCAAACACCGGCCCUGCCGGCCCACACGCCGGCCCUGCCGGCCCUGCUGGCCCAGACACCGGCCCUGCCGGCCCAGACGCCGGCCCUGCCAGCCCAAACACCGGCCCUGCCGGCCCUGCCGGCCCAGACGCCGGCCCUGCCGGCCCAAACGCCGGCCCUGCCGGCCCAGACGCCGGCCCUGCCGGCCCUGCUGGCCCAGACAUCCGGCCCUGCCGGCCCAGACGCCGGCCCUGCCGGCCCAGACGCCGGCCCUGCCGGCAUUCCCUAUGCAGGCUUGUAGCACCCUAUAAUGUAAUAAUUUCCUGAAAAUGUAAUAAAAUUUGCACUUAACUCAAUUGAAAAUGUAACAAAACCCAAUAAUGUAAUAGCUUCACCAAUAAUGUAAUAAAAUAUCCUGACCGAUAUUGUAAUAACAUUUUUACCAAUAAUGUAAUACCUUAUUACAUUAUUGGGAAUUUAUUACAUGGUACUCAAAGUCUGCAAUUUAACCCAAUAGUCUUUCUGGUGUUUCAAAUCCAGCGUAUAAAACAUUCUUAGAUACUUAAAACACAAAAUGUAGAACUCUGGACUGAAAAUAAACAUAUAUAUUACAUUAUUUGUCAAGUAUUACAUUAUCAGUUUUGGAGAAGAAAAAAAAAGACCCACCUGAAAAUGUAAUAAAUUCCCAAUAAUGUAAUAAGCUGUUAUAUUAUCGGUAAAAAUGUUAUUACAAUAUCAGUCAGGAUAUUUUAUUACAUUAUUGGUGAAUUUAUUACAUUAUUGGAUUUUAUUACAUUUUCGAUUGAGUUAAGUGCAAAUUUUAUUACAUUUUCAGGCGUUAUUACAUUAUAGGGUGAAAUUAUUACAUUAUAGGGUGAAAUUAUUACAUUAUAGGGGGCUACAAGGCCGGUUCCGAUGACUGUCUGAAAACAGUUUAUAUGUGUAAAGGUGACCAACAGAUGCUAUUAUUGUAAAUAAAAGAUUUUGUUUUUGUAAAUUAAAUUUUACAUUAACUGUGUGAUUCAGAUUGAAUAUUAAAUCUAAUAAAGUAUUUUCAAACUA